UCUUUGGAGGGUCAGGCAAAUCCCGUAUGGCCAGGUAAUAAUCAGAAUCGUCCAGCCGCCGUAUCUUUAUCGGCUUCGUCAGUGAUGUCCACCGGAUCGCAACCUGAUAGUCUUGGAUCCGGAGACAGUGCUCCGUCAUCUGUAACAACAUCAAAGCGACUGGCUUUCGAUUCUCCGGUACGGUUUGCGCCUACGGUAACGACGACAGCUGAUACUAUUUCUGGGGCCACUUCUACGCCACCUCCUGAGGAACCGCAAUCAAAACAAGGGGUAACUACCAGUGAAAGCGCACCUUCUGGACAGGUGCCGUCAUCUCCAAUUACAUACUCUUUGGCGACAUCAUCUGCAGCUAGAAUCACACCACAUCAGUCCUUGUUUGGAAAAUCAGCUCCAGUUGCUGCAAAUGCAAAUGUGAGCACGUCAAGCGCGAACAGCACAACUGCAGAAGGUAAAGGAGGAUCUGUGAUUACUGAAGCCGAACAAAGUAGUCAGGUCAGCGGUAGUGCUGAAGUCCGAGGUGUGGAGGCGAACGAUGAUGAUGGAGCUGGACAUAACGAUUCAGCGGGAGAGUCACGAGAUAGCGGCAGUGGAAUGCCGGUUUCAUCAUCGGAUGGGCGAAGGAAAAGAUCAGCUACAAACGAGACUUCUAGCUGUGAAUCCAAGCGUCAUAGAGACAGCCCAAGUGAGAUUGUGACUAGUAGUGAAGAGCGCCGUGAUUUGGGUACGUUACCAGCUUGUAGUUCAUUCGUUGCCGUUCAGAAGAGUUUUUAG
Molecule: messenger RNA, 771 nt
Organism: Cylicostephanus goldi
Lineage: Eukaryota; Metazoa; Nematoda; Chromadorea; Rhabditida; Strongylidae
Source: the annotation of a GenBank genome assembly